AUGGAGAGGAAGGAACAAACCAUGACCUUCUACAGUCCCGAGGUCCCCAAAAUAAAAGGGGACCGGAAAUACCAAAGGCCUACUCUCCCUACCAACAAACAUCCGAAUGCCUCGAUGCCACCCCAGAGGCUGCAGCAGUAUGUGGAUCAGACAUACACCUAUACGCGAAUGUUCUGUGGCAGCCUCUGUGGCUUUAGCCUCCUGCUGCUGAUCUGCACGUCUCCACUGAGCUGGGUGCAGUUCCUGGUGACCAACAAUGGCCUUGAGCUCUAUGCAGGACUCUGGACCUUAUGCAACCAUGAGCUGUGCUGGAGCCACACUCCCAAGCCACCCUAUUAUCUACAGUAUUCCAGGGCCGCCUUCAUUGUCUCUGUCCUCACUAUACUGACUGGCCUUGGCUUUCUCUUCAGUUCUUGCCGCCUUACAGAAGGAAGCGUGACCCCUGACCUCGAUCUGAAGCUAUCCAUGCUCAACUUCAUGUCAGCCAUCUGCUUGCUCCUCUGCCUCAACCUGUUUCUGGCACAAGUUGACUGGCAUACUAUGAGUGCCAUGGAGUCCCAAUUCCUGUGGACCUAUUAUCUUAACUGGUUCAGUGACAUCUUAAACACCUGCGCUGGGAUCAUCUCUUUUCUCAUCUAUUUAACUGCCAAGUCUAAUCCCCAUAAUCAAAGUGUCAGAGUGAUUCCACAAGAGAAGUCAAGGCUGGGGAUUGAUCCAGUGCCAAAAGUACUGCCUGCUAAAGCAGGGUCAGGGAAAUCUGAGAUGAAAUCGCCAAGUGUGAGUGGGAAGAGACCACCAAGUACAAGACUGUGAUGCUGAUGGAGAAAAGUUGAAUCCUGCUGUCUUCA
Molecule: messenger RNA, 848 nt
Organism: Nannospalax galili (Upper Galilee mountains blind mole rat)
Lineage: Eukaryota; Metazoa; Chordata; Mammalia; Rodentia; Spalacidae
Gene: Tmem202
Product: transmembrane protein 202
Exons: 5
Coding region: 1-813 (270 amino acids)
Cellular component (GO): plasma membrane
Source: RefSeq, a predicted model, not a curated record